AUGACGCUAUAUUUCGAUACGAAGGUACAGUUUCUUGACAGUGAGGCAAUCAGCACCGUCAGCUCAUGGCACCCAGUGGAACCGAUUUUCGCUGUUGCUUCGUACAGCAACGAAAGAGGUGGUUCUGUAACGAUAUUCGAUGAUACGGGUAUUCCACUUCGGGAUGUAUCGUUCCCGGUGCAUGCCACUUCCCAAGCGACCGUAUUGACGUGGCACCCCGAGCGCAAGAUUCUACUAACCGGUUGGGAGAACGGUGAAAUACAUGCGUGGUUCGAGGGAAAGCGUGACUUUGCCACCAUAAAUGGUCCUCACAAGUCACCGAUUAUGUUGCUGGAGUUUAGCGAAAAGGGUGGUCGCGUUAUUACCGCUGAUGCGAUGGGUGUGUUAACAGGAUGGCGGUUUGAUGGUCAGUCACAGUUUCUCACCAUGUUCAAUCACGAUCUGCGCGAUCCGCUCCUGCACAUCACCUUUCGAAAAUCGAUCCAGAGCGCUAGCAGCAAGGAGUUGACGAAUUUGGCACGGGCAGCGGUUGCUGGUGAUGAGGCGGCACUCGAUCAGCUGACUAGCUGGAGACCAAGGACCGCGGUGCGCAAUCUUGCUCAUGCAAGUGUACAUGAUAACUACUGUUUUUACGCGUGCACACAGGCCGGUAUACUGUACUACAUCAAUCAAACGGGCACGUGCACGGAAAUAGUACGUGGUGAUAGCAUCCCGAUCAUGCAGAUACUGUGGCACCCGAAGCAAGAUUCGAUCGUGAUACUGAUGGAGGAUAUUACGAUCGGGCACUACGAGGUGGAUACCAACGGGCAGAUCAGUGAGCUCGAUAGAGUCAAGCUAUCCGGGAAGGUGUCCGGUUCGAAGAGUGCCAUCACGUGGGUGGCCGGAUGUGCGCUCGCUAUUCUUACGGGUGAUCUGUCCGUACGCAUCUGGGACAUUGAGACGAACGAUAACUACGUGCUGUCGAUGGAGCUGAGCGCCGGUUCGGAACGGGACUCAACCGCAGACCGGUUACCGGUGAGUGCCGCUGCGCUGGAGGUGUUUACCUGUGUUGCCUACUGUUCGGAUACGCAAACGCUCAGUGCCGGUACAAGCCAGGGCAAUCUGUACACCUGGCGCCGUGCGGCAGGUCUGUACGGGCGGUCGUAUACGAGCACGGAAACCCAAUGGCAGCUAACGAACGUGACACCAGUGCGGGGCACUAUCAAGAGCCUGGUAUGGGGCACCACCGAAGCGAACCGCCCCUGCAUGAUGGUGAACUGCCUGUCGAAUGUGUUCAUCCUCAAGGAGCAAUCGUUGCUAUCGGCUCACGCACGUGCCGUUUGGGCGACGCAGCGAAAAUCAAACGAACUGCUUGUUCGUCAUGCAAACGGGCGCGAAGUCGUGCUGCACACGGAUAUAUCGAUCAUACAUCUGGCACUUAAUGAACUGCACGUUGUGGUAACGAAUGGGCGAACGGUUGCUGUGUAUCGGAUCGAGCAAGGAGGCACGAUGCGGAGUACCGCUGGACGGUUAGCAUCAACUGGUGGAGUGCCCACCGAUGGCGCCAAUGGGGAAACGGAUGCGUUGGUCGUUUCGUUUGUGGACAGUUUUGCGGUCGAAUGUGUGGCUGUUUAUCUGUACGAGCAGAGCAUCGUGGCACUCGGUGCGGAGCAGGUGAAGAUUUACUCGCUGAGCGGUAUCGUACUGCAGGAGAUUGUGUUCAACGGUAACGAAGGUAAACCGAUCGGUGUGGAUCUUGUCGGUCCGUAUCUGACCGUGUUCACGCUGCACGGUUACAUACGACUGUACGAUGUGUCACGGCACGAAAUUCGGCUCUUACAACCGCCGAAGAAUGCGUACGAUCUGUUCGAAAAGUUUGGCGAAAUCAUUAUGGCACGGACGAACGCCAAUGGUACUUAUGUGGCGCUAACGAUCGCUAACGAGCAGUUGCUACCGGACGGGAAGCUGUACCUCUGGAACUUGGAAAGCAAUGUGCUCAGCUGGCGAGAAUUUCACGCUCAGGAACAGAACGGACGGGUGCGAUGGUUGAAGGACGGUGCCGAACGCACGUCGGUCGCUUCCAGCACGCAUACCUGUUUGCCUGUUGGAUUUUUCUGGGAUGCAGAAGACGCACGUCUGCUCGCAUGUGAAACGAAACCCUUGCCGAAACAACAACCGACAGCGGUGCGAGCGUUUCAUCCCGACUCGCAAAUACAUGUUCUGUUUGUGGAGGGACAAAAAUCGGAACUAGCCGAGCUGGAGGUGCUGGAACCGAGCGCCGGUGGUGUCGCCGGAACGAGCGAGCAGAUGGAACUGAUCGGGUUGUGUGUUCCGCACCUGAUCGUGUUGCGCCGAAACGACAUUGCACGGCUAUCGUUGCGUGACUUCAAAGGGCUGGAUGCGUGCGAUCUCGCGACACGCGAAAUGGUGCUUAACUUUAGCCUAAACGUUGCUCAGGAAAAUAUGGACCAGGCGUUCAGCUGCAUCCGGUCGCUGCGGUCCGACACGGUUUGGGCGAAUCUGGCCCGGCUGUGCGUGCAAACGGGCCGUCUGGACGUGGCGAAGGUUUGCCUCGGGCAUUUGAGGCGUGCCCGUUCGGUGCGUGCACUUCGGCGGGCCACGGAAGACCCAACGCUCGAGCAGGAAGCGCGAGUCGCCGUGUUGGCGAUCGAGCUCGGCAUGAUGGAUGAAGCGGAAGCGCUUUACAAGCGGUGCGGUCGGUACGAUCUGCUGAACAAGCUGUACCAAGCGUCGGGCCGGUUCGAGGAGGCACUCGAGGUGGCGGAACACUUCGAUCGGGUGCAUUUGCGCAACACGUACCACAGGUACGCUGAGUGGCUGAAAGAGUGUGGCAAGACGCAGAAAGCGAUACAGUACUACGAGCGGACGAGCAGCCUGAUGCACAAUAUCAGCCAGCUGCUGAUGGAUGAUCCCGCUGCGUUGAAGCAGUACAUGCAGGCAACGGCCGAUCCGGAACUGUUGCGAUGGUGGGCCCAGUACGUCGAGAGCAGUGGCGACAUGGAGGGUGCGUUCAAGAUCUACCAACGGUCCGGUGAUUGGUUCUCGCAGGUGCGCAUACUCUGCUUUAUCGGGCAGGUUGGACGUGCUGAUGAGAUAGCGCGCGCGAGCGGUGAUCGGGCCGCCUGCUACCAUUUGGGCCGAUACUACGAGAAUAGUGGCAAACUGCAGGAGGCGAUACAGUUCUACACCCGCGCCCAGACGUACGGCAAUGCGGUGCGCAUUUGCAAGGAGAACGAUCUGCCGGACGAUCUCUGGACGGUUGCGUGUACGGCACGUGCCCGGGAUAAAGCAUCGGCGGCCGCCUACUUCGAAGAGUCCGGCGACUAUCGGCGUGCGGUGGAGCUGUACCAUCGAGCCGGCAUGCUGCACAAAGCAGUCGAGAUGGCGUUCCGUUCGCAGCAGCCCGAAUCGCUGCAGGUGAUCGCAUCCGAACUGGAUGCGUCAUCCGAUCCGGAUUUGGUGGCACGUUGUGCUGAUUUUUUCGUCGGCAUCGAGCAACCGUACAAGGCGGUCCAGCUGCUCGCCAACGCUCGGCAACUAUCACGCGCACUAGCGGUCUGUGCCGAACAUCGGGUACCGGUGACGGAAACGCUCGCCGAACUGCUCACCCCCGGGAAGGAGGAUCUGCCCGAGGGUGAGCGAGUGGCGCUACUCUUACGGCUGGGUGAUAUACUGCAGGAGCAGGGUGAUUAUCAUGCCGCUACGAAAAAGUUCACCCAGGCAGGUGAUCGUGUGCGGGCGAUGAAAAGUCUGCUCAAGUCCGGUGACACCGAUAAGAUUAUCUUUUUUGCCGGCAUGUCCCGGCAAAAGGAUGUGUACGUGAUGGCGGCAAAUUAUCUGCAGGCCCUCAACUGGCAGAACGAUGCCAAGAUACUGAAGAACAUCGUCACCUUCUACACGAAGGGACAGGCGUACAGUCAGCUAGCGAACUUUUACGCCAACUGUGCGCAAGCCGAGAUUGACGAGUUCCGAGACUACGACAAAGCGCUGAACGCACUGCAGGAAGCGGUCAAGAGUUUGUCGCGUGCAUCACCAGCUGGGAAUGCCUCCCAACCGGCUGCACUAGACGCGCUGCAGCUAGCAAUGGCUGAGGUGAGACGCGUUAUCGAGCUGCAGGAUGCGACGGAACGGCGCGAGUACAGCAAUGUGAUCAAGUUAAUUAAGGUCCGGCUAGAAGAGCGUCAAGAUCCACCGCCACCGGUGCGCGCAUGGGAUCUGCUAGCCCUGCUGGUGGAGUGUUUGGUGGCGACCGGUCAACAUUCCGAAGCGCUCUACUACGUGCGGGAGCUGGCGACACGGAAACCCGACUGGUACCAUCAAGAGCUGCUGGAUAAGGCCGUACUCGAUCGUUUGGUGGCGGAAACAGGCGUCAAUCUCGAACCGUACGUGAACGUUGCGAAGGUGAAGCGUCCGACCACGGCCACUAUCUCCACAAUGAGUGACGACGAAGAAAUUCAGGAGGUGUUCGAGUAG
Molecule: messenger RNA, 4473 nt
Organism: Anopheles marshallii
Lineage: Eukaryota; Metazoa; Arthropoda; Insecta; Diptera; Culicidae
Gene: rempA
Product: intraflagellar transport protein 140 homolog
Exons: 5
Coding region: 1-4473 (1490 amino acids)
Biological process (GO): intraciliary retrograde transport
Cellular component (GO): axoneme; ciliary basal body; intraciliary transport particle A
Molecular function (GO): protein binding
Source: RefSeq, a predicted model, not a curated record